AUGGGUCAAAACAUUCCAUCUCCAACACCUUCAUCAUUAUCCCCUAACCCUACUCUUCCUCUACCAACUCAAGAUCAAACGCCUCCACUUCCUACUCCUCUGAACCCCUCGGACAAACCUGGCACAUUGACCAUCCUGACAGCCUCAGAUGUCGAUACCAUCAUCUCAUCUCUUGACCCUGAAACGAUCCUUCAAUCUCAAUCAGAAAUAUUCAUUUCCCUUUCUACCGAAGAUGAUAAUGGCAAGACGCAAUUACCCCCUCGGACUUCCUUGAAAUCCAAUACGAACACUACCCUCUACAUGCCUUCCAGGACUGAAAAGGGAGAAGAAGGUAUAAAGAUUGUUUCUGUCCCUCUGAAUGGUGAGGGAUUACCAGCGAGUACAAUUUUGAUGGAUGAACUUGGAAGGGUGAAAGGUGUUAUAAACGCAAGGAAAUUGACAGCUUUGAGGAAUGCGGCUGGUAAGUGUUGUUCUGCAUUAUUCCUCCGUUCAUUCCCUCCUCUACAACUUCCGACAAAUUUAGUGAUAUUCGGUUUAGGUGCUCAAUCUUCAGCUCAUGCUAAUCUUUUCCUUGAAUUAUUCCCAUCUUUGACAACAUGUACUUUCAUAGCUCGAAGAGAUUCUCCUCGAGGGGAAAAAUUAAUCAUCUCACUUCAAUCUUCAUUCCCAAAGAAAAAUAUCUCAAUACAUAUUUCAACAUAUGAAGUAAAAGUGACGUCCGGUGAAUCUCAAAAUCAAGAAGAAAUCCGUGAUCCUUUAUUAUCACAAAUCAUACAUAACGCACAAAUAAUAUGUACACUCACACCUUCCACCGAACCAUUAUUCAAUUCUGUCGACAUAUGUUCCGGUACUUCCGUAAUUUUAGUAGGUAGUUAUAAACCUUUCAUGCGUGAAGUAGAUGAGGGGGUCAUAAGGAGAUCAGGGAUUGUCAUUGUGGAUUCUCGUUCUGCUUGUAAGAAAGAAGCUGGAGAGUUGGUAGGUUUGAAAGAUGAUAAAAUGAUGGAAUUGGGUGAUGUGAUUGUAGAUGGUAGUAAAAGGGAGAAGGUGGUUAAAGAAGGAGAUUUGAGAGUUUAUAAAAGCGUAGGAAUGGGUCUUCAAGAUGUAGCUAUAGCAGAGUUAAUCUUUCAACAAGCUCAGCAUAUGGGAUUGGGAACUGUCAUACCAAACUUCGAUUCGAUCGUUUGA
Tremella mesenterica DSM 1558 is the source of this 1185-nucleotide messenger RNA. RefSeq lists its product as uncharacterized. Gene Ontology annotation, cellular component: cytoplasm. NCBI's taxonomy places the organism in Eukaryota, Fungi, Basidiomycota, Tremellomycetes, Tremellales, Tremellaceae. The record is from RefSeq and is a predicted model, not a curated record. The transcript is spliced from 5 exons. The coding region runs from base 1 to 1185 and encodes 394 amino acids.